AUGGUGGAAGAAGAAUCAGAAAGGUCUGAAGAAGAUUCAGCUAGGUCUAAAGAAGAUUCAGCUAAGUCUAAAGAAGAAUCAGAAAGGUCUGAAGAAGAAUCAGAAAUGUCUAAAGAAGAAUAAGAAAAUGAAGAGGUGGGAGAUGAAGAUUCAAACGAUAGCAAAUAAGUAUAAGAAUAGCAAGAAAACUUAAAAUAAGAGGUUGAAUAGGAAAAAGACGAAUAAGAAGAAGAUGAAGAAGUACAACAACAAGAAGUUGAACUAGAAGAAGAAAAUGAUAAAAUUCAAAAGAAGCUAAAACAAAUAAAAAUUUUAGCUAAGUAGAUCAUCAUUAUACCUCAUAGAAAUAAGCUCUUAGUUGAAUAUUAUCAUGAGACAAAUGAUCAAACUAGAUCUAUAGAUUACAUUAAUUUGGAUACUUAAGAGAUUCUAAAAACUGUUUGCUUAAAAAAUGUUUAUUAUGAGAUACAUAUAUUUGAUGAAACUUGA
Messenger RNA from Stylonychia lemnae, 489 nucleotides. The record is from the annotation of a GenBank genome assembly. NCBI's taxonomy places the organism in Eukaryota, Ciliophora, Spirotrichea, Sporadotrichida, Oxytrichidae.